GCGCGGGGACGGGACGGGACGGGACGGGACCGGACCAUGGGCAACAGGGUGACGCGGGGGGACUUCGAGUGGGUCUACACGGAGCAGCCCCACACGCAGCGGCGACGGGACAUCCUGGCGAAGUAUCCAGCAAUCAAGUCUCUAAUGGGACCAGAUCCCCAUUUAAAAUGGAUUGUUUUUGGAAUGGUUUUCUCACAGCUGCUAGCCUGUUACUUGGUGAAGGAUUUAUCAUGGAAAUGGAUUUUCUUUUGGGCUUAUGCUUUUGGGGGUUGUGUCAACCACUCGUUGACCCUCGCAAUCCAUGAUAUUUCACACAAUGUUGCCUUUGGAAACAAGCAGGCUAAAUGGAAUAGAUGGUUUGCUGUCUUUGCCAACCUGCCAAUUGGAGUUCCUUAUUCUGCUUCGUUCAAGAAAUACCACAUUGACCAUCAUCGAUACCUUGGUGGAGAUGCAUUGGAUGUGGAUAUUCCGACAGACUUUGAAGGCUGGUUCUUUUGUACUCCGUUUCGGAAACUAAUCUGGCUUGCCCUCCAACCAUUGUUUUAUAGCCUGAGACCGCUCUAUGUGAACCCCAAAGCAAUCACUCACAUGGAAAUAUGUAAUGCUCUGGUACAGUUUACUCUAGAUUUCAUAAUAUAUUUCCUUUGGGGAUUGAAGCCUGUUAUUUAUUUAAUAGCGGGCUCAUUACUGGGCAUGGGCAUACAUCCAAUUUCUGGACACUUCAUUGCAGAACACUACAUGUUCCUAAAAGGGUAUGAAACUUAUUCAUAUUAUGGACCUUUGAACUGGAUCACCUUUAAUGUUGGCUACCACAUGGAGCAUCACGAUUUCCCCAGCAUUCCUGGAUGCAAGCUGCCAAUGGUGAAGAAGAUCGCAGCAGAAUAUUAUGACAACCUUCCUCAGCACCAGUCUUGGGUUCGAGUUCUCUGGGAUUUCAUUUUUGAUGACACAAUUGGCCCUUACUCAAGAGUUAAGAGAAUAUGUAAACUAGCAAGAGAAAACCUAUAGAUUUGUGUCAUUUGCUUUUAUUAAUAUAAAUAAUUUGCUCCUAAUUUCCCAAACUGAGUUUUCAGAGACUGCUGAAAAGAGCUGAAGUAACAUUCUUAUGCCUUCAGGUUUUAUAUAGGCAAAGAAAUGUUGUUAUGAAGCAACCAAAGGCAUUAAUUUUAGAGUAAUGUAGCUUUUAUUGAAGGAUUUGUGUGUGUGUGUGUUUAUCCUGACAGCACGUUACAUAUGCAUGUAUUCCUGAAUGCAGGGGUGACUGGUGCCUCCUGAGUCUGGGGUGGGGGGGGAUGGGGACAAUUUGUGGGCGGGCCAAAAGCCCCAUAUCCACUCCUAUACUUCUGUGCUGCAGCUUGGUGCUUUCCACCCCCCCAACACGCCACUGGCCUACGUGGCAAAAAAGUUGCUCCAUCCUGCAUGGUACCAAGUUGAGGGCCAAUCUCAGGGGGGGCAUGUGCCCCCCUGUGCCUCCCCUACCAGUCGCCUGUGCCUGACCACCCCUGUCAUCUGGGAACUUGUUAGGUCACAAUCAAAAAACAAACAAAACCCCCAAUGAAGCAAAAAAACAAAGAAAAACCCAAGAAAAUACAUAUCCCUUAAUUUAAGGUCCUGAAUUUUUUUAUGAGAUUCAGGUGAGGCCUGUUUUAUAAAGCAGAAUGCUGCAGAUUUUGGAGAACUGGAGAAAUUUUCUUCAAACAGGUAUUUGGCAUACUAUUAUUGCAAGCAAACAGGAGUUUGCCCUUGAAUGCAUGCCAAAGUCCCUGCUUUCUUGGCUGUAUCCUUGCAGUACUCUUCCAGCCAAAAUUUCUUGUUUCUGGUUUCUGCAGCUGGGUGGACAGCUGCACUCCUGUCACGUACCAUAUGUAGGAGAAUGUGAGGGAAUGACCCCAAAAUGAAAGUGAAAGUAGGUGAUAUAACUGUAGAGCCCACAGCAGCGCAUGAUAAACAAAACAGCAAAAAUCUGUUCCUUCUAGGUUCUGGUUUGAAAGUGAGCACUGGAUUUCCAUGUUCAUGGUCAGUGAUACAAGAUCAGCUUCUUCAUAUUGAAGGAAAGAAAUCUUCCAAGCAACUUCCCUGCAAAGCUUUAAUCUGAGUGCUGCUAAAUGAGCCAGCAAACAAUUCAGCUCAUUCGAUUUAGUUCUGCAGGGCUAAUAGGAGAAACUAGAAGAACAUUUAUCAUAGGCCAUAGAUAUUCUCUAAGACCUAGAAGACAGUCAGGCUGCACAGCUUUUGGAAAAGAAGGUAUCUUUUUGGUUUAUGCUGCAGAGCAGAACCAUGUUACAAGGCUCAGCUUUUCUAGACCUAGUGGAAGUGAAGAAUGGUGGUACUAGAAGAGCAUAUACUGGAAACUAAUGGUUUAGUAUAUCUGAGACACAGCGGUUUCUAAAUCUUGCAUGAAUACUGACCACCUUAAGGGUCACUGAAGAACUUACUUGGGUCCUGAUGUAAGCUUUGCAGAAGCAGUACAGGCUAUACAGUGUUUUACACUGUUGUGUAACUAGAGAUUGUCUUUGUCAGCAAGGAUUAAGCAGAGGAAUCGAUCGAUCCGUCAGUAUGUUGAGUGUCUGUCAGCUAUUUUGAAUCGCUGCCCCUUGUCUUCUCCAACAUUCCUUCUGCUUUUGUAUGCAAGGAAAAGUCUUUUCAAGGCAGUUCUAGAAGCCUGGCUCCAGUUAUUUAACAGUAUGUGUUCAACUGAGUUGAUGCUUGUGUCAAACUCUUAGACCAACUUGGAUCUAAAUGUGGGCCAUCGUAAUUCUUUGAACAGAACUAAAUGUACAGUAUAACCAGCUUGGUGCAGUUCUUACUCCAGCAAGUUGUGUUUGAGAGCUGGGUAAAAAUGGACUUUAGUAAGAGGUAAAAGGUGGGAGUGGGGCUAUUUGUGCUGAAACCCCAAGAAAAUUUUAAGAUGAACUGCAAGGCAGGCACUGUCUGCUCUAGUUGAUUAGGCAGUUCUUCCCAGGUUGUACCACUGGCCAGCUUUUGCUUCCUUUCUGGAAAAAGCCUGUUUACUGCUAUUCCAAAUGGUAUUUUUUAGCCAGACAGGCUCUUUAAACUUGGAAAGUCGCACUGGACUGCAUGCCUAAAACAGAAGGGCUACACGCAAUUUUUUGCAAGCUGGCUGCAGGAAGCACUGCAGCAAUAGUAACUGGUCCUGGAGAAUGUUUGACAGAUUUAAUAACCAAGUUCAAACAGUUGUCUUUCAACAGAAAGUUAUCAAUGGUAGGAGAUGAUAUCAGAUUCUGCUCUUGUAAAGCUUAGGCUGAACUAAAUCAAGUGGAAACUCAAGAUUGUGGUUGAAUUGUGGAAGAAUGGUCCUUUAUUUGUACAAAGUAUGACUGGGUGUGCACUUUUGGACUUCAGCCACAGCUCUGAGAAUCAAAGGCAAGUGCCCUGCAUUAGUGUUCCUGCAGGCUGUAUUGUGGUAAUAUGAGCCUUAAAGUCCUAUUUCAAUUUGUGUGUUUAAAAAAAGACCCCAACCCUGAGCCUGUACCAAUGGCAGUGACAGGUUAGCAGUACCAGGGAAUUUAGAAGAGUGUCAACAUGUAUGACUGUUGACAAAACUGUUUUACAGUUGCCAAAUAGCCUAGUGCUGAACAGGCCACAGCACUUGAGAUUUCAUAAACUAAUGUUGGGGAGUGAAAGGGGAAGUCCCGCAGGGAGGAACUGUGAGGGCAAGCAGGAAUGAAUGAAUUGCAAGACUAAGACUGAGGUGGACUUAUGGGAGGGGCGGGCAAUUAUUUUGGGCAGAAGGCUGCUUACCCAGUUUUGGCAGGCUGUUGAGGGCUGCAUGGGUAGUCCCGCCCCUUGACAAGUACCCCGCCCCCUGGUCACCAUCUCGGGACCAAUGUCCCAGGGCCAGCACCAGUGGGGCCCAGAGCAGGGCGCGGGCUGGCAGGGGUCUGUGGAGCCGGGCUGGGCUGCACCAGCAGGGAGAGGGGGGAGCUGGCCCGGCUCCAUAGAGCCCCUGCUGCCUGGGACCCUGUGCUCCUGCCAUCCUGCUCUGGGCCCCGCUGAUGCUAGCCCUGGGACAGUGGUGCGGGCUCCAUGCUCCCGCUGGCUCCCUGCCCACUCACUCCCAGUGCCCCCAGCCCCAUGGUGCAGGCGUGGGGCAGUGCACAGCCCCGAGCCCCUGCUCGCUGGCAGGGAAGGAGCUGGUGCUGAGCGCAGGGAAAAGCAGCCCCUCACCUGCCCCAUGGCUGGUGCUCCCUGCUGCAGUUGCUCGCAGGCCCUGCAGAGCUGUCUGGAGGCGGCACAGGCAGCCCCACAUGGGCUGCGAGCGGCUGCAGUGCAGGGUGCCGGCCAUGGGGCGGGCAAGGGACCGCUUUCUCUUCCCUGGGCCACCUGUCCCCAGGCUCCUUCCCUGCCCGGGGUCCCCCCCGCCCUUCCCCCUUACCUGCGGUUUUGGCGCAGGGCAGCCACGUGGUCCCAGGCCAGAAGCUCUGGCUGGGGCUUCUGGCUGCGGGGGCGGGGCUGGGUGGGCCCUGCUGUUGUGGGAGCCUGCCGGGCUUCCCCUGGGUCCUACUGCCCUACUGGUUCCUGUCAUUUGACAGGAACCAAGGGCAGAGAAAUAUUAAUUUUCUAAAUUUUUAGGGGCCCCGCAGGCCGGAUAGAAUGGCCUCACGGGCUGGCUUCAGCCUGCAGGCCGUAUUUUGCCUAUCCAUGACUUAUGGUGUCUAAGAGGAGCAGCAGGCUGAAACAGGGCAGUGCAGUUCGAAAACUGUUGUACAAUCUCUGUAUUCUGACCAGGUGAAGUUGCUAAGGCUACUAAGGACUCCGAGUGGAGACUGGUAGGCAGUAUUUCUAGAUGGCUGCUUGUGCCUGGGCAGAGUAAGAAAGUGGUGAGGAGACAGGCGAGGCUGGCAAGUCUUGAAGCCUCCCUUGUGGACCUGCUGCAGAGCUGCUAGAGAGCUAGUGUUCAGAGAGGGACAAGAUAUAAGCUGCCUGCUCUGUGAACCUGAAGCACUUGGUGUAGUUGUAUUCCAAGGACAGGCUAAUGCAGUAUUGAUGUGCCUUGUCUGAUCCUUAUAUUAAAAAUAAAUGUGACUUUUUUUUUUUUUUUUUUGGUAGUCAAGAGGCACCUUCACUGUUGUGUUCAGUGGUGCCAAGGGAAAACCUACUGGAGUGACACAGGAGACUAAAAGUACAAAGCUGCAGAGGCUAAUAAACAAAACCAGCAGAGGGCCGUGUGGACGAUAAACAGUUUAUUACCAAUAUGAACACAGAUACUGUGGUGCACUGACGUACCGGUUUAAUAUUGUGAUAACUGAGACAAAAA
Messenger RNA from Alligator mississippiensis (American alligator), 5278 nucleotides. RefSeq names its product delta 4-desaturase, sphingolipid 2 (gene DEGS2). Gene Ontology annotation, cellular component: membrane. Gene Ontology annotation, biological process: ceramide biosynthetic process; sphinganine metabolic process. The transcript has 3 exons. Gene Ontology annotation, molecular function: sphingolipid delta-4 desaturase activity. The coding region runs from base 37 to 1008 and encodes 323 amino acids. The record is from RefSeq and is a predicted model, not a curated record. NCBI's taxonomy places the organism in Eukaryota, Metazoa, Chordata, Crocodylia, Alligatoridae.